CAUUUGCAAAAAACGUUCUCAGUGCAAUUCCAGGAAUUCUAAAUUAUAAUAUUGAAGUACCAAAACUGGAUCCAUGCCAGUUAUGUGGACAAGAGUUUAUUCCGCACCCCGCAAAUACAAAGAUAUCGAAACCUCCCUCACUUCAGCUAUUAAUGAGACAGGGUCGCAGGAUCCAAUGGAAAUAUCACCACAAAUCUCCACAGAAGGACCUAACUAGCAUUAUGUCUGGAAAUAAACGAGAUCUUCCAUUAUUUGAGAGCAACACUGAUAUUGGUCUUACUCAAGCUUUACAAAAUAAAGAUGUCUCCUCUUCACCCAAAAGUGCUAUUGAACCAACUCUUGAAAUAUGCUCCAAGUGUUCCGAAGCCAUCUCUCCAGAACGUUCAAAACCAAUCGUAUUAUUAACAUGUAAACACGUUAUCCAUUUCGAGUGCAUUGGCAACAAGCGUAAUUUAUGUCCUAAAUGCCCAUCGGCAGAUGAUUUAGAAAAAGAAGGAUAUUAUAUCUCACCUGCUAUCUCAAUUAACGAAGCUCCCAAAAAGAAAAAAGAAGAAACCGGAAGAUAA
Messenger RNA from Diversispora eburnea, 566 nucleotides. Lineage: Eukaryota; Fungi; Glomeromycota; Glomeromycetes; Diversisporales; Diversisporaceae. The record is from the annotation of a GenBank genome assembly.